AUGCCCUCGAUUCUCAGCGACGACGACAAGGACACCGUCAAGCGCCACGUGCCCAAGCAGUCCAACAAGAUCCAGGCCGUCGCCGUCGCCAAGCUCUACGUCGCCUACCCCAAUCGCUCGAAAUGGACCUACUCAGGACUGCAGGGCGCCGUUGUCCUGGCCAACGACCUGGUGGGCAAUACCUACUGGCUCAAGAUGGUUGAUAUCUCGCCCUCCAACCGCGGGGUCAUCUGGGACCAAGAAAUCUUCGAUACGUGGAGCUACAACCAGGACCGAACCUUCUUUCAUACGUUCGAGCUGGAAGAGUGCCUUGCCGGACUCAGCUUCGUCGACGAGAAAGAGGCCAAGCAGUUCAAGAAGAAAAUGGACGAGCGAGAAAAGAACGCCAGCCGAGCCACGAGAGCAACGCCCUUUGGCGGAUCGGCUCAUGCGUCGGGAGGCCAGAAGCACGGCUUACUGGGGAACAUCUUCCACCGACACUCGAGCGUCUCCAUGAUGCCGGACACCACGACCUCCAACUUGUCGGGCUUCUCUCACAAUUCCGGCUCUUCUGUCAGCUUCGACGGCGGUUCUGAGUUUGCUCUUCUGGAUGCCUUUGAUCCUAUGUGGCGCGAGCAUUUCGGCCAGGACCUCAGUGACAAGGGAUUGACGGACGAUUUCAUCAAAGACAACCAGGAGUUCAUUGUCGACUUCCUCCGAGAAGAACAGGCCAAGCUGCAGAGCGAAGCAGCGCCGCCGCCUCCUGCCCCGCCCGCACCCCCUGCGCUGCCGUCGCCUUCGACCAACGGCCACGCGGUGAGGGCGCCGCCGCCUCCUCCGCCUGCGUCGCCUUCCGCAAGGAGAGCCGGACCUCCUCCCCCUCCAGCUCCGCGGCGGUCGGCACUCAAAAAGGUGGACCGAUCCAAGAUCAACGAUCGCAGUGCGGCAGCCGUUGGAGGAUCUUCUAGUGCCAGCGCAAGUGCUCCCAGUCUUCCGGCCGGCGGCGGCAUGGCAAAUGCCCUUGCAGCAGCCUUGCAAAAGAGGAAGGACAAAGUCAGCAAGAGCGAUGACGAAGAGGAAGAUGACGAUUGGUAA
This is a messenger RNA of Trichoderma citrinoviride, 1074 nucleotides long. Its product is annotated as WH1-domain-containing protein. The coding region runs from base 1 to 1074 and encodes 357 amino acids. NCBI's taxonomy places the organism in Eukaryota, Fungi, Ascomycota, Sordariomycetes, Hypocreales, Hypocreaceae. The record is from RefSeq and is a predicted model, not a curated record. The transcript is spliced from 4 exons.